AUGCAUUUCCUUACCAUCGCCGCCCUUCUUGGGACGGCGGCCGCUCAGAUUAAAUAUGCCGACAAUCAAGUCCCCUUCGCCCAAGAGUCAGAACAAGUCGCCGCCAACUUCCCCGACGUUGACGGCAAGCUCUACUCACCCGCCUUUCUCAACCCCGAUGGCGUAAACAAGGCUUUCGCCAACGGCACAGCCACUCCCAACUCUCAACAAACCCUUGAGCAAUUCCUUGCGACUCUCGCGUCAAGAAAUGAUUGGAUGACAUACCACAACCCUACCUUCUCUUCAGAGGAGGGUCGGUCCAUUCCCUAUGUUGUCCUGUCAUCGUCCAAGUCGCUUCUCCAGACAACUAAGAUGGCUGGUAAUGGAACCAACAAGGUCCGCGUGUGGUUUCAGAGCCAUGUUCAUGGAAAUGAACCAGCGGGUGAAGAAGCUAUUCUUGCGCUGCUGGGCAAAAUGGACGCUCAACCAGAAUGGACAGCUUCUAUUCUGGAGAAGUUAGAUAUUAUGGUUCUGCCGCGGUACAAUCCUGAUGGAGCGGCUUAUUUCCAGCGAUACUUGGCUACUGGCUUCGACCCGAACCGGGACCAUACGAAAAUGGCUUCUCAGCAAACCAUGGACGUCAAGGCGCUGAAUCUCAAGUUCAACGCUCAUCUUCAUCUUGAUUGCCACGAGUAUGGUGCUGCUCGACGGUUGACCUACGACAACAAGACAUUCAUACCUUCUCAGGACAGCCAAUUCUCUGCGUUCAAGAACCCCAACGUUCACGAGGAUAUUCGGUCUCUUGCAGAAUCUCUGUUCGUACCCAAGGUUCAUUCUGCGCUGGAAGACAAGAACUUGACUUCAAGUGGCUACGUCGUUGCAUUCCAAGAGGAAGGCCAGGGCAUUCGUCUGCAAGACUUCGUCACAGACACACGUGGUGAAGUCACCGUCUUUCUAGGCCAAGGUCUUGCAUUUCUAUCCGAAACACGAGGAAUCGGUCUAGGAGACCAAUACUUCAAGCGUCGAACUACAGCCGGUCUUACCGCUGCCGUUACCCUUCUUCAAACAGCCGCCGACAACGCUGAAUUGAUCUACGACACGGUCGAGUCUGCACGUGCUGACUUUAUCACCAAUGACCAAGAGAUCAUCGUGCGCGAACAACCUCGCUGGUCAAACUCUACAUGGAACUACAUCAACGCUGAAACAGGUGAUCUCACCGAAGUCCCCGUUCAAUUCGGCAACAACACACCUCCCGCGUCAAACCUCACACGUUCUCGUCCCGAAGCGUACAUCUUCAGUCGCGCAUGGGGCCACGCAGCCACCAAACUUCGCGCUGCCGGUCUUGAAGUGAAUGAGCUAGCAAUUGACUUUGAAGGCGAAGUUGAAGCGUACAACAUUACUGAAGCUACCCUUGCGCCUACCAAGUAUGAGGGUAUUGCGCUUACUACUGUUAAUACGGAGAUGUUUACUAAGACGAUGAAGUUUCCUGCUGGGGCUUAUUGGGUUAGUACUAGACAGCAGCAUGCGGCGCAGGCUUUUGUUAGACUUGAGCCGGAGCAUCCUGAUGGGUUUGUUACGUUUAAUAUUUUCCCUGUUAGUGCUGGGGACGAGUACCAAGUUUACCGUAUUCCUUCUCAGUAA
Molecule: messenger RNA, 1620 nt
Organism: Fusarium coffeatum
Lineage: Eukaryota; Fungi; Ascomycota; Sordariomycetes; Hypocreales; Nectriaceae
Exons: 1
Coding region: 1-1620 (539 amino acids)
Biological process (GO): proteolysis
Molecular function (GO): metallocarboxypeptidase activity; zinc ion binding
Source: RefSeq, a predicted model, not a curated record